This is a messenger RNA of Malassezia pachydermatis, 1377 nucleotides long. RefSeq names its product camkk meta protein kinase. The transcript has a single exon. The record is from RefSeq and is a predicted model, not a curated record. Gene Ontology annotation, molecular function: ATP binding; protein serine/threonine kinase activity. NCBI's taxonomy places the organism in Eukaryota, Fungi, Basidiomycota, Malasseziomycetes, Malasseziales, Malasseziaceae. Gene Ontology annotation, biological process: intracellular signal transduction; protein phosphorylation. The coding region runs from base 1 to 1377 and encodes 458 amino acids. Gene Ontology annotation, cellular component: cytoplasm.
AUGUCCCAGGAGCUAAAAGAUGGAUCGCGCAAAAUCAACCAGUAUCAUAUUCUGAAGGAAAUUGGGUUCGGUGCUUUUGCCAUCGUUCAUAUUGGAGAGGUCCAAGAAGAUGGAGAUCAUAAAUUUGUUGCUAUCAAGGAAUUCGACAAGCGACGCCUGCGACGCAAGCGCCUGAUGAAUGCACACAAGCCCAUCCGCCAUGCACUCCGCGAAAGCAGCGAAGAUCCUCUUUAUUUGGUACGCUCUGAAGUCGCGAUCAUGAAGAAGCUACACCAUCCUCACGUGUUACGUCUGUUUGAGGCCCUGGACGAUGCCGAGCAAGGCCACCUUUUCCUUGUCUUUGAAUACUGUCCUGGAGGUCCUAUUUUCAACGUCGUACCCGGCGAGCAGGUUGAGCCUCUGCCAGAAGAAAAGGCACGGCACUAUUUCCGCCAAGUCCUGAGUGGCAUUGACUAUCUUCAUCAGAAUGGCGUUGUGCAUCGUGAUAUCAAGCCCGAAAACAUCUUGCUUACAGACGACAACGAUACGUGCAAAAUUGUGGAUUUUGGUGUCUCGGAAAUGUUCUACAAGCCAGGCAACGAUACCGUGAAGGGUGCAGCUGGAUCCCCGGCGUUCAUGAGCCCGGAACUUUGUGAACUGGAAGCAGGUGAAACCCAUGCGUGUCCCGAUGAUGUAUGGGCGUUCGGCGUGACCCUGUAUUGCAUGGUCAUGGGCCGCUUGCCAUUUUACAAAGAAGGCCUCCUGGAUUUGUAUCACGAGAUCAUCCACAGCGAUGUCACAUUUGACGGGCAUGUCAGCCCAGCAUGUCAGGACUUACUGUCUCGUAUGCUGGACAAAUCCGUGUCUUCUCGCAUCACCAUCCCCGAGAUCUAUACGCAUCCCUGGGUCACAGAUCAUGGCAACAAGCCUAUGCCUACCCUCUCCGAAAUCGAUAAGGCUUUUGCUGUGAACGAUAUUACUGAAGAAGAUCUACAAUGCGCUGUGUGUCGUAUAUCUAGUAUGUUCCACGUGGCUCGCGCUGUAUCCAAAUUCAAGCGCGCUGGAUCUCGCCACAAUAGUUUGGCGAGCUGCAGUGAUAGCAGCGACAAUUCGAAUCCUGUAUCACCGGGACGCACGCAGAGCCCGCGCGCCAUAGGCAGUGCCCAAAAUCCCUCGAUUUCUCAGGUGCUCGCCAUUUACUCCCUACCAGCGCAGACCCACAAUGGUGCCAACAACACUCGUGCGCCACUUGUCUCCUCUCCACAGACAACCUUGGAUAUCCCCGCAGACGAACUGGACAAGGAGUCGAACUCGACCACGGUCGAUAAUGCGGGUGGCACAAUGCUUAGCGCAUCUCCCACGAUGACGACAGGCUUCGUCUACUCAGGGUCCCCUUAA